AUGGCCUCCUCCACUUUUAUAUACGGCCUUGUAGGUGCCACAGCCGCUCUAGCACUGUAUUGGCUGCUCCAAAUUGGCAAAAGGGAUCCUCGAAUGCCUCCUGGGCCUCCUACAGUCCCGAUCCUCGGCAACAUGCACAUAAUUCCCACCACAGGCCUUGGAAAGAAGUUCAUGGAAUGGUCUCUGCAGUACGGCAAGAUCUUUUCUCUCAAGAUUGGCUCGGGCAAUAUCAUCGUCAUUUGCGAUCGCAAAGCCGUCCAUGAGCUUCUUGAUAAGAAAGGAAGCAUCUACUCGGAUAGGCCUCCUAACAUCGUCCCGCUCUUCAUCACGAGAGGUGACCAUAUGACCAUGGAGUGUCAGAGUCCUUCUUGGCGAGAAAAGAGAACUGUCGUGACGCGUAACUUGAACCCUAAGUCUUUGGAUGAGAAGCACUUUAGGGUUCAGGAGACUGAGGCUGUUAUUCUGAUGAACCGUCUUUUGGAUGAUCCUAGCAAUUUCUACUCGUACUCACGCCUGUACGCAUCUUCUGUGGCUGCUAUACUAGCCUGGGGUUUCCGAGCGACGACUCUGGAUUCAUUCUGGUACAAGGAUGUCUCCGCCAUGAUUGAAAAGUGGCUCGAGGCAAUUGAACCCGGUGCUACACCUCCUGUCGACCUCAUCCCAUGGCUCUGGUACAUCCCCGGGAAAUGGAAAUCCCGCGUCUACAAGAUGCGAGAUCACAUGGACAAAGUCUGGAGUCAAGCCCGAACAAUGGUCGACGACCGAAGAUCUAGAGGUGACCGUCGCGAGUGCAUGAUUGACAUGAAGUUGGAUGAGUAUGACAAGAAUGGCUGGCCCAUGUCGCAGCACGCCUUCAACAACCUUUUCGGCGAGUUGAUGGAGGCGGGUGCUGAUACCACGGCAAACCAGAUUCUUACUCUGAUCCUGGCUUUGGCAAAAUAUCCUCAGUUUCAAGAGAAGGCAAGAGUGGAAAUAGAUGCUGUUUGUGGUACGGAACGAGCGCCUGUCUUCUCGGACUUUCAGAAGAUGCCUUAUGUCAAUGCUAUCGUCAAGGAGGGACUGCGAUGGAGACCAACUUCCGAUCUAGGCCUGCCUCACACCGUCACCAAGGAUGACUACUACGAUGGAAUGUUGAUUCCCAAAGGAAGCACCAUCUUCGUCGGCGUAUGGGCCAUGCAUCACGAUAAGGAUUACUAUGGAAGUCAUGAUACCUUCGACCCUGACCGCUACCUGUCUCAUACAAAGCUAGCAAACGAAUACGCCGUGGGUCCAGAUUAUGAGAAAAGAGAUAAGUCCGUCCCUUCAGACACAAACCACGUAGCUAACAUAUUUCUCCACAUCACUACGGAUAUGGUGCUGGGCGACGUAUCUGCCCUGGGAUUCAUUUGGCCGAGCGGAUUCUCUGAACCAAUUGAUCCUGUAACCAAAAAGGCCCAGCCCCUGGAUCCAGAUGCAUAUACAUCCGCGAACUUGCCUAAUAUCAUGAAAGGCUGCUCAUACUGUCACCGAACGUUCCACAAGACAGAGCAUCUUCUUCGUCAUGAGCGGUCGCACACAGGGGAGAAGCCAUAUCGCUGCGACACAUGCGGUCGCGGCUAUGCACGCAGCGACGUCCUGCUUCGCCAUGUCAGAUACUUCCACCCAAACAGUGACACCUCACAAAGUGAGCGCCGAAGAUCCGACGUCUCAGCGAACGAUAAAAGCCGUCAACGUCGACAAAGCGUACUGGCCGAUUCGAUAAAUGUGUGUUCAAUACCGGCAACAGAGCCAGAACAAGGCUCAGAAGUCGAGAUCGAUCAUCAGAAAGAGCAAGAACAAAAUCACAGGCGAAAUCAUGGCCACCAGCAACAGGAGGAUAACUCUAUCACUGUCGAUAAUCCGAUGGCGCAGUUCUCAACGUCUGACCUCGAUGCGUUGGCUACAGUAUCUAUGCUCCAGGCUCUUCACGAGCAACCGACAGAGUCAGCGAAAUUGGCCCUAGAAGACUCCUUCGAUACUGAUCGUCCACCCACAAACCAAUCUCCUGCCGUAGGUCAUCAUGAGAGUGAACUAUCACCAAUGAGCUUCUCGCACCAUAUGGUUGAGACGACAUUGGAGACAGCGACCCCAACCUUGUUUACCGCCAAUGCCGAGUUUCUCAGCCCUGGAGUGUCAUUGAGUACCAGGGCAAAUGUCUUUCAUUCUCAAAAUGCUGUCUCGUCCGCUACUUGGGGUGCUACUGAAGCAUCCCUCACGUCGAUGAGUAACACAGAUUUGUUGCAUUACGCUGGGGCUCUCGAACUCUUACAACCCAACCUCAGUCAUUUGGACUUUCUCGACUUUAGUCUCGGCGAAACUUCCCCAGGCAUCCGUGGCUCCCAAGCUUCGAGCAAUAGUGUCGACCCUGUUAGUAGUAUCCCGCUCGAGCGCUUCGCAAGGGUCGCAGCACUAUGGCCCAGAAACAGAACCCACUCUGCCAGCCAAAUUGCCUCAAAAGUCUGGGCCGACGUGGUAAAUUAUCGCGGUGAUGGUAUCUUCACGGAUAUCUCCAUUUCUGAAUCAUCGCCAAGUUCUACCAUCGGCACUGAGAAUGAAUCGAGAUGGGGAAUGGACGAGGAGAAACGACAGGACCUCAUCCGCGAGUUCGGUUCACCUGGCUCUAGUGUUGACUUUCUACCGGCGCGGCUACUAAAUCUUGGCCUCACCAUCGCCUUUCGACAGCCCCAUUCCCUGGUACCUUUUAUACACCAACCAACCUUCUCAGCAAAGUCAGCUUCCAACUCAGUGGUAUUCUCCUUGUGUCUCCUGGGGCUGGUCAUUCUAGACUCGUCAUACGUGAAACCUUUCACGCAACACUAUUUGCCAGCAGCUACUGAGAAGUGCUGUUCUCAAUUGGCGACACCAUCAUUCGGCCCAGAAGGGUCAGCACAGCUCGUUGAGCGUCUCGCAUCGGCGGCCUUACUUUUGAUGGCUUGGUCAAUAAGCGCACCACAUCUUGUCCAAAUGUCAGGAUUGCUAAUGCCGCGAGCCUCCUCGUUCAGUAUCGACAACCUUCUCAAGCAGGCGAACUCGGCUAGACAUGGCCAAGACCCAACGCAGAGUGAUGAUUGGGCAUGGAAGGCAUGGGCUCGAACAGAGAGCUUCAAGAGGUUAAUAUCCACACUAAUAAUGAUCGACGCCUGGUGGGCCUCCAGACUAAGCACAGAGCCACUCAUUUGCACUUCCGUGGUGCAAUUGGAGAUGUCAACAUCGAUUGACCUGUAUCGGUCCUCAUCAGCAAAGUCAUGGAGAAGCUGUCGCAAUGCUGGCACCAGUGCAACAACAGAACCUGUCAUAAUACGAAUGCACGCUCCUUCUAUCACAUUGACCUCACUCCAAGAGACUACGCCGAUUGGAAUGACUGGCUUGUUGUCUGUCAUCUGGGCGCGCAUCCUUCAACAUCAGCAUCAAUCGAGGGGAUUGAGACUACCAGACGAUGGCAAUGGAGAGGAUACCACCACGAGUGUUGAUGCAUCGACUGAGACGGGUAGCAACAUGUUGCGUGUGCUCGGCGACAUCUACACAAACUAUUCGAGGUUUCUUCGCUAUAGGAACCCCAACUGUAUCGCACAAUGGCACUUCCUCAACUUAAACCUUCUGGCGAACCUAGAAAUAUUCGAAAUGGCUUCUGGUCGCAAUGGAGCUGAAAGCGCAUACGCUGCAUUGCAAGAAAUCGCCAACUGGAGUCACAGCCAGUAUGCCCGGCGAGCCUGUCUCCAUGCAGCAGGAAUCUACGUCGCAAUGAGUCGCAGGCGUGCAAACGAUGGUGUCAUGCUUCACUCCGACAUGUCCUUAUUCACAGCUGCGCUGGUACUAGGGCUUUAUGUCUUCAUGAUGAAACCGAACGAUGUGCAUACUAAUGCUGACACAGAGUCAUUUGAGCUACUCAACGAUAUUGACUGGACAACUUUAUGUGACCCGAUGUCGAUAGUGGAUAAUGUUGGAGAUAAUACUGCCCGUCAGUUUAUACAUAAUGGAGGAAUUAUUAGCUUCUCGGGAACAGUGUGUGAAGCAGGAUAUAACGCUGCCAAGAUGAUCUUGCUCGAGUUUGCGAGCUUACUAGAGGAGGUUGGGAAGUGGAAUGCGAAGGAACUGUGCCAUAUUCUGAGGAUAAUGAGCGACUCUUUGAUCGAAGUCGACGACCGUUUGGGUGGCGAGUAG
Messenger RNA from Fusarium redolens, 4179 nucleotides. RefSeq lists its product as uncharacterized. The record is from RefSeq and is a predicted model, not a curated record. The coding region runs from base 1 to 4179 and encodes 1392 amino acids. Gene Ontology annotation, molecular function: DNA binding; zinc ion binding; monooxygenase activity. NCBI's taxonomy places the organism in Eukaryota, Fungi, Ascomycota, Sordariomycetes, Hypocreales, Nectriaceae. Gene Ontology annotation, biological process: DNA-templated transcription. The transcript has 13 exons.